Molecule: messenger RNA, 1014 nt
Organism: Maudiozyma barnettii
Lineage: Eukaryota; Fungi; Ascomycota; Saccharomycetes; Saccharomycetales; Saccharomycetaceae
Gene: RFC3
Product: replication factor C subunit 3
Exons: 1
Coding region: 1-1014 (337 amino acids)
Biological process (GO): DNA repair; DNA-templated DNA replication
Cellular component (GO): DNA replication factor C complex; Elg1 RFC-like complex; nucleus
Molecular function (GO): ATP binding; DNA binding; DNA clamp loader activity
Source: RefSeq, a predicted model, not a curated record
AUGAGCACACAGGAGGAUAAGAAACGUGAAAAUUUACCAUGGGUUGAAAAAUAUAGACCUCAAACAUUAGAUGAUGUGUAUGGUCAAACAUCGAUUGUAACCACAGUUCGUAAAUUUAUCGAGGAGGGGAAAUUGCCUCACUUAUUAUUUUAUGGUCCUCCUGGUACAGGUAAGACUUCUACAAUUGUUGCUCUAGCUAGAGAGUUAUAUGGGAAGAAUUAUUCCAAUAUGGUGUUAGAAUUGAAUGCUUCUGAUGAUAGAGGUAUUGAUGUGGUACGUAACCAAAUCAAGGAUUUUGCGUCCACCAGACAAAUAUUUUCUCGUGGAUUCAAGUUAAUUAUUCUUGAUGAAGCUGAUGCAAUGACAAAUGCAGCUCAAAAUGCUUUGAGAAGAAUAAUUGAAAAAUAUACCAAAAAUACUAGAUUCUGUAUCCUUGCCAAUUAUGCUCAUAAAUUGACCCCUGCACUGUUAAGUAGAUGCACAAGAUUUAGAUUCCAACCUUUACCAAGCGAUGCCAUUGAACGUCGUAUUGCUAAUGUCUUAGUUCAUGAACAUAUCAAAUUAAGUGAUCAGGCUAGAGCCGCAUUAUUGAAACUAUCAAAGGGUGAUAUGAGACGUGUAUUGAAUGUAUUACAAGCAAGUAAAGCUACAUUAGAUAAUCCAGAUAAAGAUGAGAUAACGGAUGAAACGAUAUAUGAAUGUUGUGGUGCACCAAGACCUGCUGAUGUCACUGCAAUUUUAAAAUCUAUUUUGGAGGACGAUUGGAGUUCGGCAUAUUACACAUUAAAUACGAUCCGUCAAACAAAUGGUCUAGCAUUAAUCGAUCUAAUCGAAGGCAUGAUUGAGAUACUGGAAGAAUAUGAAUUACAAAAUGAAACUACCAGGAUUGAACUUCUUACAAAAUUAGGAGAUAUAGAAUAUUCUAUCUCAAAAGGUGGUAACGAUCGUAUACAAUCUAGUGCAGUAAUCGGCGCCAUCAAGACCAGUUUUGAGAAUGAAGUCCAGACCAACUAG